Messenger RNA from Ornithorhynchus anatinus (platypus), 3928 nucleotides. RefSeq names its product metabolism of cobalamin associated D (gene MMADHC). The transcript is spliced from 8 exons. Gene Ontology annotation, cellular component: mitochondrion. The record is from RefSeq and is a predicted model, not a curated record. Bases 139 to 1032 code for a protein of 297 amino acids. Gene Ontology annotation, biological process: cobalamin metabolic process. NCBI's taxonomy places the organism in Eukaryota, Metazoa, Chordata, Mammalia, Monotremata, Ornithorhynchidae.
AGGCCGCGCUUCCGCCAUGACGAAGGCGCCGCCAUUUUGACGACGGGCAGAGUUGGCCUGGGCAGGAAGAACGUGGUUUUAUUAUACCUUUCCAAGAGGACAGACUCCCUCACACCCCUGACCACCUCUGCGCCAGAAAUGGCCAAUGUGCUCUGUAACAGAGCCAGGCUGGUCACCUACCUCCCAGGAUUUUACUCUUUGGUCAGAAGGAUUGCAAAUCCCAAAACUUUUUCUACCGCUGGAUCUUCAGGUUCAGAUGAGUCUCAUGUAGCCACUGCACCUCCUGACAUAUGUUCGAGAACCGUAUGGCCUGAUGAAAUGAUGGGUCCCUUUGGACCCCAGGAUCAGAGAUUCCAGCUCCCGGGGAACAUAGGGUUUGAUUGCCACCUGAACGGAACGGCUACUCCGAGGAAAACUCCGGCCCAUAAAAUCUUGCCCGAUGUUCUAGCGGAACCCUUGUCGAACGAGAGGCACGAGUUUGUGAUGGCACAGUGCGUAAUCGAAUUUCAGGGUAGCGAAACGCCUCUUCAGCUACAGGAAAUUAACAGUGCUGAAACGUAUUUUGAGAACGCCAAAGUAGAAUGUGCAAUACAAACAUGCCCAGAGCUACUGAGACGAGAUUUUGAAGCCAUGUUCCCAGAGGCAGCGACCAAUAAGCUAAUGGUACUCACGGUAACUCAGAAAACCAAGAACGACAUGACGACUUGGAGCGAAGAGGUGGAGAGUGAGAGGGAGAUGCUGUUGGAAAAGUUCAUAAAUGGUGCCAAGGAAAUUUGCUACGCACUUCGUACUGAAGGCUAUUGGGCCGACUUCAUCGAUCCAUCUUCUGGCUUGGCGUUCUUCGGACCGUACACCAACACCACCCUCUUCGAGACGGACGAGCGUUACCGGCACCUGGGGUUCUCCGUCGACGACCUCGGCUGCUGCAAAGUGAUCCGCCACAGCCUCUGGGGGACCCACGUGCUCGUCGGCAGCAUCUUCACCAACGCGGCCCCCGACAGCCAGGUCGUGAAGAAGCUGAGCGGGAAGUAGCCACGCCCCUCGGGAUGGAGAAGGCCGCCGGCUGCCUCGUCUGUACUUGACAAUUUAUCUAUAAACCCUGUCGAGAGACUGCAGUUUUUAAAAUGCUCAUUUAUACGGGGGGGAGGCGGGGGAAGACGUGUUAUUUGUCUGUCUCUGGAUUACACCUUCACCGGUUGCUUGGCAUCGUCUCGGUAGGUGACGGCUGUCGUACGUGGGGAAGACACUAGGAGAAUGCGGCGAUUAACACGCGGUUAAUCGAUGAUCCUGUCAUUUGUCUUUACGAUUGGGUUGGGGAUCUUUUCUGUAUUUUGGAAGAUUUUUAGGAACACUCUGUCCUUCUAAAAAUUCACCCACCGUUCAGCUGUGACAACUGUUUUGUCCCUGGCACCUCUCUGGUAGAUGCUAAGGAAACUCAACCCGAUCAGAUUGCACAGACCUUUAUAGAUCCGAGUUGAGCUUUCAGUUUGACGUCUUCCCAGUCCAACGUUUACUUGAAGAGCCACGAUUUUGUUUUUCCGUGAAGUUUUCUGCUGCGGCUGAGCGCCGAUGAAGCGUGACCCUUGGAGAAUGGGUGCACGCAGAGAAAAAGAAGUACCGUGAGACAUUCGUGGUACUCAGUCUCGUAUCCCGAAACCUUAAAAGCCAUGACAACCUCGCCGUACCACCCAAGAGGAAGCAGAACGCGGUAGACCGAACCCGGUAGCGUGGCGACUCCCCGCCCCGUCUACUUCUGAUGAAAUGAAGCGGCCGCUUCCUGCAGGGGAAACCUCGAACCCACCUGCGGUCGGAACCCCGAACCACGACGAGCCCGGUACCGGUCACGCGGUCUAGAGCGGGAUCACGCGGCUGUGAUCCGAAGGCCCGCCCGGGAACGUGCCCCUUCCGGCAGCGGCGGCCGAGCCGUCGCCCAACAGGAGGGUUGACCGACGCCUGUCAGCGGUCCUAGAGAGAGACGGGCGGCCCCGGCCUACCCCGGGGAAAGCGGCAGAAGCGGAGCUUGGCCGCUCUCUCCGUGGAAAUGGGUGCUCCUACUGGUUGGCCCAGAGCCAGGUUUCCUAAGCGCCCCUGCCCCCGGGGGGAAGAGAGAGCCGUUCGACUUGGCCGUCGCUUCCAGGGGGAACGGGGCGGGGAUCCGGAUUAGCCCGCGCCCGGGGCCCAGCUCCCCUGCCCCGAAUCCCCCGGGCGGGUUCGGACCCAGGCAGGACUGAAAAAGCCUGUGAUCUUGUCAGGAUUCACCAACGGGCCAGGGCCCUGAGCACAGAAGACGCCGAAGUUGCUCUGUUUGGGAUCUCUGAAAUGGCCGGAGCAGCCGUUCUCGGUGGAAACAAAGAUGCCUCUCUCGGGCUCGUUGGUCGCUUGCCUAAAGAGAUCGUUUUGCUCCCGUUCCGAUCUUUCCCUUUUGCACUGGGGGAGCACCCUUUGGCUCCGGUCUCCCAUCUCCCGCCCGUCAGGUGGGCAUUUGGCCAGCCACGCAGUUCUUUUGGGAUAAGGCAAGGCCUGAGGCACUACCUGGCUUUAGUCGGCAUCCCCCAGGUCGACCGGCCCAACGUCUGACCGCUUUCGGUUCCGUCCUUGACUGUCACAGAGACGUUACCCGCGUGAUCGAGCCAUGGGACGCAUCCUUCCUCGAAGUUCCUUUUCCGAAAGAAGCGAAGAGGUCCUUAUUUCUCAGGAACACCGCCGAUCUAUUUCGAACUGGCCCCAGAUGCACAGAGCUAGGACGGGCUUACGGAUGUUUGACCGCAGCGGCGUGAACCGGAAGAGAAUCGGUCGCUCUCCCGUUACCGAGAAGCAGCACGGCGUAGCGGAUAGAGCACGGGCCUGGUCAGAAGGUCGAGGAUUCUAAUCCUGGCUCUGCCACGUGUCUGUGUGACUUUGGGAAAGUCACUUGGCUUCUGUGUGCCUCGGUUACCUCAUCUGUAAAAUGGAGAUUGAGACUGUGAGUCCCACGUGGGACGGGGACUACGUCCAACCCGAUUUCCUAGUAUCCGCCCCAGCGCUUAGUACAGUGCUUGGCACAUAGUAAGCGCUUGUCAUGGGUUUGAGUCCCGGCUCUGCCACUUGUCAGCUGUGUGACUGUAGGCAGUCGCUUCACUUCUCUGUGCCUCAGUUACCUCAUCUGUAAAAUGGGGAUUAACUUUGAGCCUCACGUGGGGCAACCUCAUGACCCUGUAUCCACCCCAGCGCUUAGAACAGUGCUCUGCGCAUACUAAGCGCUUAACAAAUACCAACAUUAUUAUUAUUAUUAUUAACAAAUAUCACAAUUGUUAUUAUUAAGAUCCUUUUGGGGGGAGUUUUUGUGCGAUUUUUUUUUUGGAUCUGAAAAGGGGGCGAUUUAUAAAUAAGGCUCAUCACAUCCUUCGAGGUCGUGGGUCAGCGAUUCCGAAAGAUCCUUGUAUUGCUGAAAUCUGCCGUGGUUGUGAGUUUGUGGGUUCCCGAGCAUGUCUGUUCAAAGAGUCCCUAAAUGCUCAUUUUUAAAGGACACUGAGAUCACUCUCUCUUCCCUAGAAAUUCUGACAGCAGCUGUAGCAUUUUACGGGGUGGUAGUAAGUCUUUGAGCCAACUUUUGAACAAGUGCAAUAAUUACGAUAAAGGUGCUGCGAUCCGGGGGUCUUCCGCUGCCUCUUCCCUUGGAUCUGGGUUGGGAUCCUGAGCGGAUUUCAACCCCGGAGAAAGCGGACUGCACACUCUCCCUGAGGCCAUGCCACUUGCAGAGAGGCCGGGGAGAUCCCGAGAAAUUGUAACCUUCCCGUUUUGACUUUCCCAAAUGCCUACAGCUUGAGGGGUGUUUUGUCUUUUAAACUUAGAUCUACACGGUCAUGGCUUUUUUGCUUCCCUCAUUUGGAAAACGCGGCCUGAGUCAUUUCUUCAACACAUCAACUAAAUAAACUUUUUUUUUAAAGCU